Prunus armeniaca (apricot) is the source of this 852-nucleotide messenger RNA. The record is from the annotation of a GenBank genome assembly. NCBI's taxonomy places the organism in Eukaryota, Viridiplantae, Streptophyta, Magnoliopsida, Rosales, Rosaceae.
AUGUCAGCUGCUUCACUUUGCUCAUCAACUCUCAAGUCCCAGAUCAAUGGACUUGGUGGAGGUCUUAAGCUUCAAAAACCAUGUCUUUCUCAGCCCACUUCUCUUACCUUCACAAGGAAGAAAUGUAAGACUCUGGUGAAGGCUUCAGCUCGGGUUGAUAAAUUCUCAAAAAGUGAUAUAAUUGUUUCUCCAUCUAUUCUUUCUGCCAACUUUGCAAAGUUGGGAGAGCAGGUAAAAGCUGUAGAGUUGGCAGGUUGUGACUGGAUUCAUGUGGAUGUAAUGGAUGGUCGUUUUGUUCCAAAUAUUACCAUUGGACCUCUUGUAGUUGAUGCCUUGCGCCCUGUGACAGACCUUCCGUUAGAUGUGCAUCUGAUGAUUGUGGAACCUGAGCAGCGAGUGCCAGAUUUUAUUAAAGCUGGAGCCGACAUUGUCAGUGUUCAUGCUGAACAAUCGUCCACCAUCCAUUUACAUCGUUCAGUUAAUCAGAUAAAGAGUCUGGGAGCUAAAGCUGGAGUUGUCCUCAACCCUGGUACCCCACUAACUGCAAUAGAUUACGUCCUUGAUGUGGUUGAUCUGGUCUUGAUUAUGUCGGUAAACCCUGGCUUUGGCGGGCAGAGCUUCAUAGAGAGCCAAGUGAAGAAAAUUUCAGAAUUAAGAAGACUGUGCGUGGAGAAAGGGGUGAACCCAUGGAUUGAAGUGGAUGGUGGAGUUGGUCCAGCAAAUGCAUAUAAGGUUAUUGAGGCUGGAGCUAAUGCUCUUGUUGCCGGUUCUGCUGUCUUUGGAGCUAAAGAUUAUGCUGAAGCUAUAAAAGGAAUCAAGAACAGUAAAAGGCCUGUAGCAGUUGCAGUGUGA